AUGAGUAAAUCAUCAUCGGGUAGAGGCCGGACUAGAUCGUUUCCUAUCGUCAUCUCUCCGCAGGAGGUCCGCGAUCUUACGACAGAAGUUAAAACUGCUGUUGAGCAGUUGCUAAGCAAUUGUUCUUCAAAUGUUAACACGCCAGAUUACGAAAAAUUAUAUCGAAACGUGUACACUCUGAUUUUACAUGGGCACGGAGAAAGCUUGUACAAUGGAUUAAAAUCCGAUAUGGAAGAAGGCUUGAGAAAGAUUAGGGCGGAUAUUCUAAUUUCGUUGGAAGAUGACUUUCUCCAGAAAUUGAGUCAUGUUUGGGCGAAUUAUGAUACGUCCGUAAUUAUGAUAAGGGAUAUUUUCAUGUAUAUGGAACGCGUCUACGUAGCAGAAAAGAAUAUCGAUGGGGUUAUCCGUUUUCCUGCCAUAAAAAAUAAAUUGAGGGAAAUUAUUCUGGAGUUAGUUGUACAAGAUUUCCGAGGAGAAUUGCCUCAGUUUGAAUGGCAAGAUUGUGUUAAAAAUAUUAAAGAGGUUUCCCAAAUGCUAAUCAAACUCGGGGUGAAGGACAAUAAUCCUUCCAUUUAUGAGGAAAUUUUUGAGGAACCAUUUUUACUAAAAGUUGUGGAAUUUUAUAAGAUUGAAGGUGGCAAGUAUUUAGAAGAUAAUAACGCAAAUUUGUACAUCUCACAAGUUGAAGAUCGAAUUAGAGCAGAUAUGAAUCGUGUCCAGCUUCUCAGUCUGCAUGAAUCAACUGGAACAAAACUACUUCAGAUUAUGGAGGAUGAACUGAUCACAAAAAAUAUCUUGACUCUUAUGGAAGUUGAUAUGGGUGGGGUUGAAGAUAGCCUGAUAAACCGGAAGGAAGAAAAUUUUACUCGUUUACAGAAUUUUGUGGGGAGAGUGGAAGGCGGCAAGGAAAAAUUGGGAGCAUAUAUCACAAGCUAUUUGAAUGAUCAGGCUGACCCAAAUUUGCCAAGUUUUGAUGGACAAAGUAUUUCCUGGAUUGGAUGA
Molecule: messenger RNA, 1002 nt
Organism: Folsomia candida
Lineage: Eukaryota; Metazoa; Arthropoda; Collembola; Entomobryomorpha; Isotomidae
Product: cullin-3
Exons: 5
Coding region: 1-1002 (333 amino acids)
Biological process (GO): protein ubiquitination; ubiquitin-dependent protein catabolic process
Cellular component (GO): Cul3-RING ubiquitin ligase complex
Molecular function (GO): ubiquitin protein ligase binding
Source: RefSeq, a predicted model, not a curated record